CUUACCGAGAAGUUCAGUUGGGCGCACAGUGAUGGGCUUCUUUCUAAUAAUAGUUGCCUUGAGUGGAUCCUCGGCGAGAUGAAAAUGUGUCGAUAGUCAAAAGAAGUGCACGAACUUUUCGUCCAUGUGAAGAGACCAGAGACUGUAAAAGAGACGCAUUUUAAAGCGGACAGCUGUCAGGGGCGCGUCAGCUCCAGCGAAACGCAGUCAAUUUCAAUUUCUUUUGUUUUCCACGAUUUUGCAGUUUUAACGAUACACGAACAAGUUGAUGUAAAAUCUUACACAACUUUAUUUUUUCUUUUAUACAACUUUUCUUUCUGUUGAACAUAACUGUGAUGCAGUUUUUAGAUUGCUGAAAUGCAGCAGGAGCGCUUACUCAAAGUACUCGUCAUUGGAGAUUUAGGAGUGGGGAAAACGUCCAUCAUAAAGCGUUAUGUCCAUCAGAUUUUUUCUCAACAUUACCGCGCAACCAUCGGUGUCGAUUUUGCUCUGAAAGUCCUGAAUUGGGAUCACAGGACAGUCGUUCGACUGCAGCUGUGGGACAUCGCAGGACAAGAGAGGUAUGGGAACAUGACACGAGUGUACUACCGAGAAGCCGUCGGGGCGUUGGUGGUUUUUGACAUGACCCGUGUCUCCACUUUCCAAGCUGUGUUAAAAUGGAAAAAAGAUCUCGAUUCUAAAGUGGCCUUGGGCAAUGGACGUCCCCUGCCAGCUGUCCUGCUGGCCAACAAGUGUGACCAGCAGAGAUAUGGGUUGUGUUCCAAACUGCCUAAACUCGACCAUUUCUCCAGGGAUCACGGCUUUGUGGGCUGGUACGAGACAUCUGCGAAGGACAACACAAACAUCGAUGCAGCCAUCAUGCGUCUUGUAGAAAACAUAAUGGCCGUUGAGGAGGAGAAUGUUCCCGUGGAAUCAGACCCCAGUGUGCUCAUCCUGCCUGCUUUUGAUUAUAAUCUAAAGGAGCGCAGUGAGUCUAGAUGUUCAGUCUGCACAAAAUUCCAGUCCAGCACAAAACCUCACAGUGAAUUAUAGAGUGAGACGAUGAGAAGAGAGAGAAGAUUGGGAGAGAAAAAUACAGUGAGAAACAGAACGGUCACACCCUUUGUUGGGCCUUCAAAUUGUGCUGAACUAAGCCUUUGUGGGCAAGACAAGACCAUGAUGCCUUAACACUUACACGUUCUUACUUUUUCACAUGCCAGAAACAACAGUGUCAUCAAUAAAACAUGCAGCGUUUACACAGAGUUUUCUCUGAUAAAUACUUAAUGUUGUAGACUCACAACUAAAAAAGGCUCUUGCGGUUUUACUGCGCUCACGACUGCAUCAACUUUGUGCUUGUUAAAGCCUCUGCACAAAAAAAUCUGUUGUUCAACAGUUUCCGUAUUUUGUGUUCUCCGUUUAUUUAAGGUUGUGAAUUUCAUUAUGGGACUGUAAUCUUUGCUAUGUCGAUUUUUGAUGUCGAAAAUUCAACUCCACAGUCUAACAACGUGACUUUUGUUAAUAUAAUAUAAUGUAUAAGAAAUAAUAUAGAGAGAAAUAAGUCUGUAAAAUAACAGAAAUGUACUGGCAGUUUAUUAAAAGGAUUUUUGUACCGUAAAAUACACAACUCACUCCGAAAACGUACCGCUAUAUGCAUUUCUGGAGAGCGCCAAGGUCAAGGAGGUAAUGUUUUACAGCUUUUGUUUUCGCGAAUCCACCAGAGGUCGCUGUGGAAGCUUUUUGAGAUCUAAAAUGUCUCUCGCUAUUGGAGUAGGACUGCCUGCAAGACAGGGGCUUAACAUGAAAAGACCUUUAGGGCAUAACUUAGUAACACAGCCAGGAAUGUAGACACCUUCCCAACACUAAACCCAACCAUCAGAGUUAAAAACGUACAGCCACAAGUUGCAGAGGCUUUCAUACUUGACACGCUCGGCAUUGUACUGUUAUUUGCAACCACAGGGGGCGAUGCAGAGCAGGCUAACUGUCAUGACAAAAUGGAUGAUGAAGUCAGUUAGUGGAGUUGCUAAAUGAACGAAUAUAACAAUAUAUCAAAUGCACAGGUUGGGGAUAAAUUUGGAGAAAACUCAUGAAACAUUUGCUGACAAUGUUCUCUGGUAUUUCCACCAUCUUGCCAACAAUAUCUCGUUGUGACGUCUCGCAUGGUUCAAUGGGAUCUCGAUAACUGCAAGUUACGCUUCUAACUUACUACAAGUUAUGCCCUUUCAUUUUAUGCCCCUGUCUUGCAGUCCGCAGACAGAUACACUUGCGCGAGUGUUAUUCGCACCUGCUGUUCUCGUGUAAGUCCACCUGUCGACUGACUUACUGACCGAUCGACUGAGCACCCUCCUCCUUCCCUAAACCCAACCAAUAGUGUUUUAAAAAGCACCGAUUGACCAGUGCCCACCCACUUCUCUAAACCCAACCAACAGUUUUAAAAAGCAAUCUAGAAAAAGAAAAGCCCUCACCGCAGCCUGAUUUUUUUUUUUUACCAGGUUUUCAGAUUUUACCACAUUCUCACCCUGUCAUUUACAUGUUUAUUUUAUUUUUUGCCUUUUGUUUUUGUCUUACUCGCUUCCUGGAACCAUUGUUUGCCAGACUCGAACCUCGUCGUCUUGGUCAACUCUUCUCUGCGUCUACAUGGCGAGCUACAAACUGGUAACAGUCACCCUUUCAAACUGUUCAAGGUUGAAAGUUGUUGGAAUAAAGAUCAAGGACCCAAAAUGCAAUUCAAAAUCAUAAAUAAAUGAGGAAAAAAUUAAAUAAACAAAGACAUUAAACACAAAUUAUGGAAGACUGCUAGUUUUACAGUGUGGCUUAAAGAGACAGUUCACCCAAAACUGAAUAUUCUGUCAUCUUUUACUCAUAUUUGCUGAAAAAUUAUGAAAACAUGUAAUCGUUGACUUUAUUUGUUUUCCUAAGUCAAUGGUUACUGGUUUCUAACAUGACCUUCUUUUGUAUUCAACAGAACAAAGAAACCUGUAAAGGUUUAUGUGCAUAAGUUUGUAAGAUCAAGGAUGAUGCAAGAUCUUGAAGCAAUAGCAAUUUAAAGAGAUAGUUCAGACAAAAAUCUAAAUUCUGUAAUCAUUUAUUCAUCCUCAACUUGUUCCAAACCUGUUUGAGUUUCCUUUUUUUCAGAAUAUCUUAGUUUGUGUUCGGCAGAAUAAAGAAACUCAAACAGAUUUGAAUCAUUUGAUUCAUUAUCGUGUGAACUAUGUCUUUAAAUUAAACCAUCAUGUGCCAGCAUACACAAUAAAUUCCUUUACUGUGAAUAUUGAGUGUCAAAUGUGUGUGUGUGUACAUAUAUUCAAUAUAAAAAAUGAAAUCAUUUGCUUCAGACAGUGCCUCGUCUGACACUGAGGCACGUGCCUAGUUUUUCAAUGUGUCACUAGAUGUGCGAGUGUUUACAUGUCAUGACCCAUGAUCACAACAGUCAUUUUCACUGUCUGUUUAUUCUGUUUUCCUUCUGCUUCCUCCAUCCAUGCUCUGGUGCCCAUAAUUUUUAAAUUUCAGCUGGUAAGCACGAAAAGCAACGCCGUCAUACCACCAGAAAUGUGUAUAGGGCUACGUUUCCAGAAUGAGCCUGUGUUGCAACAACAACCUAGCCAAUAGAUCACUUUAAACUAUUAAAAAUCUUAAUAAAAGUCAUUUUUUCUAACUGUUCAAGGUUGAAAGUUGUUGGAAUAAAGAUCAAGGACCCAAAAUGAAAUUCAAAAGCAUAAAUAAAUGGGGAAAAAAUUUAAAUAAAAAUAAGUAAAGACAUGAAUCAAAAUACGAAAAACUGCCAAUUUUACAGUGUAGCUUAAAGAGACAGUUCACCCAAAACUGAAGAUUCUGUCACCAUUUACUCACAUUUGCUGAAAAACGUUGAAAACCUGUAACCGUUGACUUCCAUGGUAUUUGUUUUUCAAAUGGUUACCGGUUUCUAACAUGACCUUCUUUUGUAUUCAGCAGAACAAAGAAACCUGUAAAGGUUUGGAACCACUUGAGGGUGAGUAAAUAGUGAGUAAAAUUUCAUAUUUGGGUAAACUCUCCCAUUAAAGCCUCUAUCCUAAAAUGUGUGUGCAUUUUUGAGUGGCAUUACGUGGGAGUGUGCUAAUGUAAAUGCAGGCUCGAGUACACUCAAUAGAUACUUAGCUCUAAAAACAAAAGUAAUAUAACAGCUAGUCCAUUCCUGUUGAUCAACCUGAGAUAAAUUUAGAACUGUAGCUCAGAUGCAGAACGCAGUGGGCACCAGCAACAACAGCAACUUCAUAAAAUUCUGUCGGCGGUGCUUCCUUUAGAGAUAAGCUUGCACACAUUUCACACUUAUCAUAGCAGAUAAAAAUAAAAUGAGAGAGUUCGUUUACUUGAUGUGGCUUGUCUUUCAUAUAGGUUUGUAAGAUCAAGGAUGAUGCAAGAUCUUGAAGCGAUAGCAAAUUAAAGGGAGAGAUCACGCAAAAAUUACAAUUCUGCAACAAUUUGUUUACCCUCCACUUGUUCCAACCCUGUUUGAGUUUGUUUUGAACUCAAAGGAAGAUAUUCUGAAGAAUGCUGGAAAAAACAGACAUUGACUUCCACAGAAGUUUUUGUCCCUGCUAUGGAUGUCAAUGGAUGCUGGUUUCCAACUUUUUUUCAGAAUAUCUUAUUUUGUGUUCAACAGAGUAAAGAAACUCAAACUGAUUGGAGUAAAUUAUGAUUCACUUGCAAGCUAGGCUCAUUUUGAAAACGUAGCCCUAUAUACUUUUCUGGAGAUCGCGAAUUAUGUAUCCAGAGCUACGUAUGGCUGCAUUUUGUCUUUAAAACGAACGCUACGGGGUGGAAUGAUGCCGUUCCUUUUCGCGCUUACCAGCUGACCGCUUACGUCCAUAUGGACGGCUUUCCCACUGUUACUAGUUUGUCCAGUGGCUUGAUGUAUACGUUGCAGGAUUUGAGAUGCAGAGCGGAGUUGACUGUGACGACUUGCUUUGAGUCCGGUGAAGAACAGUUCCAGAAUGCCAAAAACAAAAACAAACGCCAAAAAAACAAACCAAUAAAUAACAGGGUGAGAUUGUGGUAAAAUAUGAAAACGUAGAAAAAAUAAGGCGGCCGUGAGGCCUGGAUUACUUUUCAAAACACUGCGGUUGGGUUUAAGGAAGUGGGUGGGCGCUGGUCAAUCGGUGCUUUUUAAAACACUAUCGGUUGGGUUUAGGGAAGGGGGUGCAUGGGGUGAUCGAUCAGUUGGUUGGCCAGUCAGUCAGACAGUCAACAGCUGCCUCUGGUAAGCCUAAGGUAACGCCCAUGCUACUGUGAUGGUUGAGUUUAAGGUAGGGGGAGGUAUAGGCGAUCGUCAACUAUGUAGCAGACAUUGUAUCACCCACUAAAGUAACGCUCAUGCUACUGUGAUGGUUGGGUUUAGGGUAGGGGGAGAAGUAGGCAGUCGUCAACUACAUAGCGGACCUUGUACCGCCCACUAAGGUAGUGCCCAUGCUACUGUGACAGUUGGGUUUAGGGUAGGGGGAGGUAUAGGCGAUCGUCAACUACGAAGCGGACCUGGUCAACUACACCAUCAAGCUGUGGGCUGCAGCGAGGACUGUCUGGACUUGCAGGACGUAUUUGGCGCUCUCCAGAAAUGUAUGUAGGGGUAUGUAAUCAGAAUGAGCCUGGGUUGUUCUUUUUAGUGUGAACUAUCCCUUUAAAAUAAUCCUUCAUGCGCCAGCAUACAAAAUUAGUUUCUUUACAGUGAAUAUAUUCAGUGUCAAAUGUGUGUGCAUAUAAAAAAAUGAAAUCAUUUGCUUCAGACAGUGCCUCGUCUGACACUGAGGCACGUGCCUAGUGUUUUAAUGUGUCACUGGAUGUGCGAGGGUUUAUAUGUCAUGACAUAUACACUUCCUGCAUGAUCACAACAGUCAUUUUCACUCUUUGUUUAUUCCAUCAGACUGUUUUUCUUCUGCUUCUUCCAUCCUGGUACCCAUAAUUUAUGGAUCCCCCCAGCUGUCUUACUAAAUAGGCUUCACUUUUUGACAUUAUCUGUGGAAGUGUUGUGGACUGUGUAACUCUGUCUGUGUAAUUGCAUGUAUCUCGUAGCUACAAGGUGUUUAUCAUCUCACAGCUCAGUAAUCAUAUCUACAUUUAUUUCUGUCUGCUAGUUGGAGUGCUUGAGUCCUCUUUUUUCCACUGAUGAAUCUGCCAGUUGGAGCGUGUUUAACAGUGACCUUUACUAAGCCUGCUUUUUAUUCAGUGGAUACGAUGAUGAAUUUUAAAAUAUGAAAGUUAAGUCUUUUCCUAAAAACAGCAUGGCCUUUUGUGAACAUGUAAUGUAUUUUUACUUGUUGUAUUAGCAAAUAUGCACCUUUUUAUUUCAGAUAUUUUUUAUUAUAUUAACACACAAAAGCAAUAUAAUGGCUUUUUACUACUCAGUUAAAAAUACCCCAACAAAUAACCCAAUUUAUUAUAGCACCUUCCCAACUAUGGUCUACUUUAACCCAAUGCAUUGGGUUAUUUUGAUUAAAUGUUUUUUCCCAUUCUGGUAUAAUGUAAUUUUAUAAU
This is a messenger RNA of Danio aesculapii, 6480 nucleotides long. RefSeq lists its product as uncharacterized. The transcript is spliced from 3 exons. Gene Ontology annotation, biological process: vesicle-mediated transport. Bases 358 to 1032 code for a protein of 224 amino acids. Gene Ontology annotation, cellular component: Golgi apparatus; trans-Golgi network; vesicle. NCBI's taxonomy places the organism in Eukaryota, Metazoa, Chordata, Actinopteri, Cypriniformes, Danionidae. Gene Ontology annotation, molecular function: GTPase activity; GTP binding. The record is from RefSeq and is a predicted model, not a curated record.